Schizophyllum commune H4-8 is the source of this 258-nucleotide messenger RNA. RefSeq lists its product as uncharacterized. NCBI's taxonomy places the organism in Eukaryota, Fungi, Basidiomycota, Agaricomycetes, Agaricales, Schizophyllaceae. The record is from RefSeq and is a predicted model, not a curated record. The transcript has a single exon. The annotation marks the transcript as partial.
GCCAGUAUCAGUAGCGCGACUGGCUUCGCGCCUUUCGAGUUGAACUACGGAUACAUGCCGUCGAUGAUUCAGGAGUUGCGAGAGGCGCAAGCAGCACCUAAAGGGUUGCGCGAAUUUGCCCUGACGGCGUUGCAGAACAUUGCGGACGCGCACGACGCGAUCAUUGAAGCUCGUGUUUUCCAGAAACACUAUGCUGAUGUGCGCCGGCGAGAGGAACCAUCCAUUGGCGAGGGCAGCUUUGUGUACUUAUCCACAUAG